AUGGACAAAGAAACCAACACCCCCGACGAGGUCUUGGGGUCAGCUGAGGAGUCCAAUGUGGCGAGCAAAACGUCUAAUGACACCAAGGCCCACGAGUUCAAUGAGCAGACCAACUAUGUCCCAAAGAGAACUAUCAUCACGAUAUUCCUCGCCUGCGCGGGCGUCGACCUUUUGGCACUCAUAGACCAAACCACGCUCGCGACCAGCUUGUACAUCAUCGGCAACGCCCUGGGGUCCACCUCGCAGGUCUCGUGGAUAGCCAACGGUUACUUCAUAACCUCAACCGUCGGCCAGCUGCUGUACGGGCGGCUGUCGGACAUUUGGUCGCGCAAAGUCAUCCUCCUCACCGGCCUCGCCAUAUUCUUCCUCGGAUCCCUGGCCUCGUCGCUGGCGCAGUCUGUGCUGCAGCUGACGAUAUUCCGUGCCUUUACUGGCAUCGGCGGCGGCGGGCUGAUGACGGUCGCCCAGCUGAUUGUGAGCGAUGUGGUCCCGCUAAGGGAGAGGGGGAAGUACCAGGGCAUUAUCGGUGCCGUAGUGGCUAUUGCCAAUGGUAUCGGCCCCGUGAUUGGCGGUGCGCUGUCGUCCAAGUCGGAGGACUCGUGGCGAUGGAUCUUCCGCAUCAACAUGCCCCUGACUGUGCUUACCACUCUGGCCGUGGUGUUCUUCAUGCCGCUGAAGAAGGUCCGGGGUGACUGGAAAGUGAAGCUCAAGGCAGUGGAUUUCAUCGGCAUCUUGGUGGCCUUGGCCGGCACGAUAGUUCUGAUGUUGGGGCUCACCUGGGGUGGAGGUGAAUAUCCCUGGGAGUCAACUCAUGUGAUCACGACGCUGGUUACCGGUUUUUUGGCGUGCGUCGCCUUUGUAUUAUGGCAAUGGAAGGGUCCACAAUACCCUCUUGUUCCCCUCCACAUCUUCAAGUCCAAGAUCGUGAACGGGGCUUGCAUCACCAUGGCAAUCAACGGUUGGAACUUUGUCGUGCAAGUCUACUACAUCCCGUCCUUCUACCAGCUGGUGUACGAGUACUCAGCGACGAGGGCCGGUGCCAUGCUGCUGCCCGUCACGUUGGUCCAGACGGCAAGCAGCACUCUGUCUGGUCUUGUGGUCCACUGGGUCGGUCGCUAUCGCGAGUCCAUCCUUUUCGGGUGGGUUUGCUGGGCCGUUGGCCUGGGCUUGAUGUCAACCCUUGAUGAGACCACCGGGGUUGGGAAGCAGAUCGGGUACUCGGUCCUCAUCGGAGUAGGCGUUGGGAACACGUUGCAGCCUGCUUUGAUUGCCGUCCAGGCGGGCGUGGUUAGACGUGACAUGGCUGUCGUCACCUCAUUCCGCAAUUUCGUCAGAAAUCUUGGCGCCACCAUUGGCCUCGCCGUUUGUGGAACAAUCAUCAAUAAUGUUCUGGUUGGAUCUUUGGGGUCUCUCGACAUCGACCAUGACGCAUCCAAAACUCUUUUAAGUAACCCACAGAUGUACCUAGGGACCGUCUCCGAGGCCGAAGCCGACAGAAUCCGUGGUGUCCUGAUUCCCGCGUAUAGAAAGGGGUUCCGCAUCAUAUUCAUAACUGGGGCAGCUCUUUGCGCACUGGCGUUUGUCAUUACCUUCUUCAUGCUGCCUCAGGUCGAAUUGUCUCGCCCAGAUGAUGAGAAGCUCAGGGAGGAGGGGCGCAAGGAGUAUGAGGAUAAAAAGCGACCAGAUUCAGCAUAG
This is a messenger RNA of Sordaria macrospora k-hell, 1695 nucleotides long. RefSeq lists its product as uncharacterized. Gene Ontology annotation, biological process: transmembrane transport. The record is from RefSeq and is a predicted model, not a curated record. NCBI's taxonomy places the organism in Eukaryota, Fungi, Ascomycota, Sordariomycetes, Sordariales, Sordariaceae. Gene Ontology annotation, cellular component: plasma membrane. Gene Ontology annotation, molecular function: transmembrane transporter activity.